Molecule: messenger RNA, 1582 nt
Organism: Aedes aegypti (yellow fever mosquito)
Lineage: Eukaryota; Metazoa; Arthropoda; Insecta; Diptera; Culicidae
Product: pupal cuticle protein 36-like
Exons: 3
Coding region: 94-1338 (414 amino acids)
Source: RefSeq, a predicted model, not a curated record
GUGUCUGCGCGAAGUGGGUAUAAAAGCCACCGGGAGAUCCCGUUCUAAAUCAGUCAGGAUCGGUUCUUCAAUCGCUCAACAGGAUCAGUCAAGAUGCGUGCUUUCGUGAUUUUGUCCGCAUGUCUGGCGGUAGCUUCCGCUCAGUACUACCAGGCCGGAAACAGCUUCUCUGGAGCUUCCGCCGGUAGUCGAGCUGUAUCCGUGGAUUUCUCACCGGCAGCCUAUGACCAGACCGUGGUGAUUGGAGGAUCCUCGGGUGGAUUCGGUUCGGCGGGCGCUUCUUCCGGAUCCUUCGGCGGUAAUGUAGGUUUCGGUGGUGGUCGCAGCGGUGCUGGAUCUUUCGGAGGUGCUGGUGCUAGCUCAUUCGGUGGUGCUGGAGCUGGUGCAUUCGGUGGCGCCGGAGCUGGAUCUUUCGGUGGUGCCCGUUCCGCUGGUUUCGGAGGUGCUGGAUUCGGAGGUUCUGGAGCAGGUUUCGGUGGAGCCGGAGCUGGUGCUUUCGGCUCUGCUAGUGCUGGAGCUGGUGCUGGUGCUGGAUUCGGUGGUGCCUCUGCUUCUGCUGGAGCUGGUGCUGGAGUUCGUUAUGUCGUCAAGCCUGAGGUCGUCAAGAAGCACUUCUACUACCACGUUGCCCCUGAAGCUCAGGCCGAUGCCGAAGCUGAAGCCCGCGUUGAAAUCCAACCCCAGACCCACUACAAGGUGCUGUUCAUCAAGGCCCCGUCUGUUUCCGCCGCCGCCGCUGCCCGUUCCGCCGCUCGUACCCGCACCCAGGAGAAGACCAUUGUCUACGUUUUGGUCAACAAACCAGAAGCUGGAGCCAAAUCUGCCGCCGAUGCUGCCGUCGAUACCUAUGCCAGUGCCAAGCCUGAAGUCUACUUCAUCAAAUACCAGGGACAGAAUGCUGGAGCUGGAGCUGGAGCUGGAGCCAGUGCCUCUGCCGGAGCCUCUGCUGGAGCCGGAGCUGGUGCCUUCGGAGGUGCUUUCGGUGGAGCAUCUGCUGAUACCUUCGGUGGAGCCGCUGGAUUCGGUGGAGCUUCAGGAUUCGGAGGAGCCUCAGGAUUCGGUGGUGGCAACUCUGGAGCUACUGCCUACAGCAGCGGAGCUUCCGGAUUCGGUGGUGGUGCCGGCGGAGCUUCUGGAUUCGGUGGUGUCGGCGGAGCUUCUGGAUUCGGUGGUGCCGGAGCAAGCAGUUUUGGCAGUGCUGGUGCUUCUGGUUUUGGCUCUUCGUCUGCCUCGGCCGGAUCGAACUCUUUCAGCCGUUCCAUCAACGCCGGAAGUGGAGGAACCGUCUUCGGAAGCACCCCCACAUUCGUCAGCACUACUGCUUCGCCAAUCUUCUAAAGGAUUGAUCAAGUCAGCUCAAUGCCAAACGGACGGAUGCCAAACGCUUUGAACAUGUGAUAAACGAGACCCGGUUGAAUGGUGUGGAUUACGAUGAUUAGAAAAAUUAGGAUUUAGCUAAGAUAAAGUAGAUUUAUUUUCACUUACGAUGGAACGCCAAGCGAUGAAGAUUACAGUGUUCAUUGAAAUCUUGCCAAGAUGUCAACUUUGUGCAAUACAAUGAAAUCAAUUGUUAAAAUCAAAA